UCGCUGCGAGAGUGACUCGAAUAGACCACAAUGACUGUGAAGGGUGCAUUGAGGCCGGUGGCCCAAGGGGGCAGGGCUGGGGAGUAGGACGUUAAGAUUGGAUGCUGGGCGGGAACUCGAGGGCGACUGCAUGCCGCACGCACGUCGGAUUGCAACACCCUCACCUUCCUCACGACGUGUCUCGCCUUCUUGCGGCUUUCCGCUCGACCCCAAAUUGCGACUCUCGCUCCGUUUGCACGCCACGUACACGUCUGAACAAGGGCACGCCUGCACUUUCACACCGCGUCCGUGCUCCUCGAGUGAUAUUCACAUUCACAUUGUUCGGCAACAUGAACGCUGUCGGCACCACUGCGGCUUUCCAUUUCCAGACGCGGGCCUCGCCGGCGCCUCACCGUUUGCUUGUCGUCUAUCUCGCUGCAGUCUCGGUCACCGCGUCUUUGAGGAGCUUCCCUUCGAAGGUUCCUCCUCCAUCCCCAUCUCCAUGACCCAGGAGCCAUUCCACAUAUUUCACGACUCUGCAAUUUCCGGCCCGGUCCGAAGACGCCUCCUCAUUCCAGCAAUUUUAGACGCGCUCCUGCGCCACCACCUACCGGAUUGCAUGUCCUUUGCCUCGAUCAGCCGCGAAAAAGGUCCCUCGUUGUGCCUUAAACAGCGUUCGCUGCUUGUGCUAACUGUUGGGUUACAGUCUUCUGUUCUUUUACGGAACCACGACCGGCUGUAUCGUACCAGUGUCUCGCUCCUUCAUCUACCUGAAGGACCGCAUCCAGCAUUGAGAUUGCCAGAUCUGGAAUCCGCGCAUUCCCCGGCUGUCUUGGCGAUCCUCUCGCCCUACCAACCAACCGGCGGACUCGUUAACUCGUGUUCUGCCCCAGACGAGCUCUCCCUUCGCGGCGCUCGCCACACAAUAGAAAGCCGCAAUCCAUUCCAGAUCCGCUCCUGGAUGCAACUAGCAAGGGGCUUGAACUUUCCGACUUCUCUUAUAGUUCUCUUUGCGCUUCCGGUUCUACCGUUCACUCUUUAUACGUAAUUUUUUAAUUCUUCAAGGCUCGGUUAUAUCGCGUCCCCGCCUCACAAUACUUCGGGGUCAUCCACCUGAGACCUUCUUUCAAAAGCAUAUCCAACUAAUUACAGUCUUUCCAACUGUUGCCUCAAGGCUUCCGCUCUCUAUCCCGGCUCACUCGUCGAGCCAGCCGUUCACUCCAAACCAAGCGAAUUCUUGAUCAACAAUCCCCCAGUCUAUCCCGGAGACCUGACGUCCACUCUUUCGACGACCUCAUACGGCAUCACCAUGGCUUACCAACAACCUCAACCCCGGUAU
Messenger RNA from Trematosphaeria pertusa, 1318 nucleotides. RefSeq lists its product as uncharacterized. The record is from RefSeq and is a predicted model, not a curated record. The transcript has 3 exons. NCBI's taxonomy places the organism in Eukaryota, Fungi, Ascomycota, Dothideomycetes, Pleosporales, Trematosphaeriaceae. The coding region runs from base 131 to 1027 and encodes 298 amino acids.